Messenger RNA from Suillus fuscotomentosus, 324 nucleotides. RefSeq lists its product as uncharacterized. The transcript has a single exon. The record is from RefSeq and is a predicted model, not a curated record. The annotation marks the transcript as partial. NCBI's taxonomy places the organism in Eukaryota, Fungi, Basidiomycota, Agaricomycetes, Boletales, Suillaceae.
CGGGAGCCAGGCAAGACACUCGAAGCUCACUUUACAGAGGGAAAGUACCCGCUGUUAUAUGAAAGCGAGAAACGCGUGGCGUUCCCUGGUGGGGAGUCGGCGGAGGAUUUGACGAGGAGGGGUGAGUCAGCAGUGAAGGAUGUUGUGCUUCCUCAUGUAGUGAAUGUUGCGAGGUCUGAGAGGGACGAGCAUAUCGUACUUGUGAGUCAUGGGUUGUGUAUGGCGCAAUUGGUAGGCGCAAUCGUGCGAUUGGGUGGGGGAACAUGGAAGCGAAAGGGACCCACGGUUAAUACGGGAUGGGUGAGGGUAGAGGUGCGGAUUCAG